ACAAUACUUCGGAGCUUUCCGUGGCUCAAAAGCAUGUAAAUUAUAAGGAACUAUGCGAAGGGUCAGUAUACCAAAUAGACUCUGCAGUUACACUCACACUUUAGGGGCUGGUAACUAAGCGCACAAGAAGUUAACAGAGAGGACUGACCAGGGAGACUAAUAAGGAUCUACAUUAAUUAAUUACAGAUAAAGUGGAAAGGCCAACACAUCCCAAAAUUGCCUCGGACUAGGAUCGUGUCGGGUGGAACACUUUGCAAUAUCAUGGAAAUAUCGGAUUUGUAAAUGCCGACAGUCUUCUACAAAAACAAGAGGAGACAAAAGGAAACGUUAGUUACACCGGUAUGCCUAGCCUAUUCUCUAAAGAAGAUGCUGUGACGUUUAAUUAAACAGUUUGAGGGGACUUUUGAUGCCUCGCAUCCUUACGUCUCCACAUGGAUCAACCUCUCUAUUCCAAGCAUCCUUUGGAUUAGCCACAGUCUUUCUCACUCUGCACAACGGAUACAACGGACAGAAAAUGCUACCCUGCAUCGUUUUCCUUUGCUCAUUUUUCACUGCUGCGUGUUUCCAAGACAUCCAGCCCUCCAAGGCAUUUCUGGCUGAAUCCUGUGACUCAUUGUGUUCUUGUGAAGAAAAAGAUGGCAUCCUGUAUCUUAACUGCGAGGAGAGAAAUAUCAGCAAGAUCUCCCAAAUCAAAGUGCCAUCAGCUCUACCUUUCCACCUCAAUCUGUACAAAAAUGACUUGGUGGAGUUGCAGGCAGAAGACUUGGAAGAUUUAAAGAAUGCCGUUUCACUUCAUCUCGGGGCUAAUAGCAUACAAGAGCUUGAACCUGGCAUCUUUAGUGCACUGGGCUCCUUGAAGAAGCUCCACAUCAACAGUAAUUUCCUGGUCAUGUUGAAGGAAGACACUUUUCACGGUUUGGUAAAUUUGGAGUUUCUCCAGGCGGACACAAACUUCAUCCGUGUGGUUGAGCCGGGGGCAUUCAGCAAACUCAUCCGCCUCAAAGUUCUGAUCCUCAACGACAACGCCAUCGAGUUUCUUCCCAGCAAUAUUUUCCGGUUUGUUCCACUCACCCACUUGGACCUGCGGGGGAACCAGUUACAGACCCUGCCUUACGUUGGCUUCCUGGAGCACAUUGGGCGGAUCAUGGAGCUUCUUCUGGAGGACAACGACUGGAUGUGCGAUUGUGAGAUCCUUCACCUGAAGAUCUGGAUGGAGAACAUGCGGGCCCAGUCGGCCAUUGGGGAGGUGGUCUGCAGCAGCCCCCAACACCUCAGGGGCACCAUCCUGGCCAAAAUCAAACGGGAUGUUCUCUGCCCUUCUCACGCCGAUAUCAACUUAGAGGAGCCUUCCAAGUCACUGGACAUGGUGGUCACUCCGUCUUCCAAAGUGGCAGAGAUUCCGAAGUUGGACGACGCAAAGGUUCCGACACCUGCUUAUGUUCCAGCGAGUCCUUGUGUGGAGCACUGUUCUUGUCACAAUCACCCGGUGGCUGGGUUUUUAAUGCAUUGUCAGGACAGAGGAAUUCAACGGAUUUCAGAUAUUGGAAUACUUGAGCAAAGCCCCACCAAGCUGGUGCUUACAGGAAAUAUGAUUCAGCGACUGUUGAAAUAUGACUUUGUCACAUAUGACGGUUUGGAGUUAUUGAAUUUAGCCAACAAUCGAAUCGAUUACAUUGACAAUGAAACUUUUCUCAGCUUAAGCAAUUUGAAAAAACUUUAUCUCAACGGCAACAGAAUUGAAACCCUUUCCGCGACCAUGUUCAUUGGACUCCACAACCUUGAAUACCUAUAUUUGGAAUAUAACAUUAUCAAAGAAAUUGUUCCAGGAGCUUUUAAUCCUUUGUCUAAUCUCAAACUCUUGUCUUUGAAUAACAAUCUGCUGACUAGUCUCCCAUUGCAGAUAUUUCGCAACGUGCCCCUCACCAAACUGAACCUGAGAAAAAAUCUGCUCAUGCACCUGCCUGUUAGCAACGUGCUGGACCAGCUUGACUCUUUAGAGCAGAUUUAUUUAGAGGACAACCCCUGGGACUGCAGCUGUGACUUAGUCAGUCUCAAACAGUGGGUUGAGAAGCUGAGGAAGGACACAGUCAUAGGUUCCAUUUUGUGUCACACACCGAGAAAAGUGGCGAAGGCUGAGCUGAGAGCCCUCAGAAAUGAGUUGCUGUGCCCCGGCCUAGUGACCUACUCCUUGCCCACGGGCGAGGACGAGAGCGUGACAACCACAGUGGCGACUGACGGCGCUAGGAGCGGUUUCUUCAGCUCCAUCACAGACUCAGUUCCACUCUCCGUUCUGAUCCUUAGCUUGCUCGUCAUCUUCCUCAUGGUCAUCUUCUGUUCGGCGGGGAUCGUGGUUUUCCUCGUGCACAGACGGCGAAGGAGGGUGAAGAAGAAACAGGCGGAGGAGCAGCCGCGGGAGAGCAGCAGCCCCAUCCACCUGCAAUACAGCAUGUACGGCCAGAAAACCACCCACCACACACUGGCGCAGAGGACCGGAAGCACCGUGUACGACGAGCGCUCACACAGCCCCAUUGUCCAGAUCUGCCGCAACCCCACCUACUGCACUCAGCAUAAAGAAUAUGAGACCGACCUCAAUGAACUGGACGAACCAAAGCACAUCUGUCGUAGCAUCAUGGAGAAAGAGAAUACCUCCCCUCUCACAGGCUCUAGUUUGAAGUUCAGAGCUGUGACGUCAGACUGCCCAACUGAGUUCGUAACACUCGGAGAUGCAAGCUCCCUCUAUAAAAACAUACUAGAGAGGGAGAGGGUUAGGGAGCUGCAGCAGCUCGGAAUUACUGAAUACCUCAGGAAAAACAUGUCCCAGCUGCAACCAACGGUAGAAGUGCCGGUCCCAGGAUCAGGACACCACGAGGAACUGAAAUUAAUGGAGACUAUUAUGUUGUCGAGACCGCGGAAGGUCAUGGUGGAACAAACUAAAAAUGAGUACUUUGAACUCAAAGCUAACCUACACACCGAGCCAGAUUAUUUGGAGGUUCUGGAGCAUCAAACUGCAUUUAACUGAUAUAAUAACACAAUUAAUGGUUUUAUAUUCAACUCGAGAAGUGCCUUGUCCAAAACUGCCAUCUUAUAUUUUCACAGUCUAAGACCUACAGUACAUCUCCCACAGCGGUCUUGGACACACAAGUCAUUUGUAGCACAGAAUGUACUGUAUAAUUAUCUAUUUUUUUGUUGUUUUGUUUUCCUAUAGAUAGACCACACUUGAAGUUGCUGAUAUAACAGAUAUCUUGCCCAAAUGUAAUUAUCGGGAAGGCAAAUAGGUACUGCGGGGGUAAGUUUUUGUUACCAGUUCAGCUUAGAUCUUUGGCAGGCCUCAAUGUUUUGCAUCAACUCUGUCAGGCUGUUUCAAUCAUAUGCCAUAAUCAGCAUGCUCAAUGUGCCGUAGACUUAACAAAAUGCCAACAUGUAUUCUGGGUCGCAAUGAUGGAGUGCACAUUAGUCCUGUCGUUCAUUAGAUUUAGCCCUUGCAUUAUUUCAAUACCACAUUUUGUAUUCCAACCAGUGGGAACAUGUUUAAACAAAUCCAUUUUCUCAAAACAUAGCACUUAAAAGUCCCAGUACAUUUUUUUUUAUUUAUUUAUUUUACCUUUAUUUAACCAGGUAGGCAAGUUGAGAACAAGUUCUCAUUUACAAUUGCGACCUGGCCAAGAUAAAGCAAAGCAGUUCGACAGAUAAAACGACACAGAGUUACACAUGGAGUAAAAACAAACAUACAGUCAAUAAUGCAGUAUAAACAAGUCUAUAUACAAUGUGAGCAAAUGAGGUGAGAAGGGAGGUAAAGGCAAAAAAAGGCCAUGAUGGCAAAGUAAAUACAAUAUAGCAAGUAAAAUACUGGAAUGGUAGUUUUGCAAUGGAAGAAUGUGCAAAGUAGAAAUAAAAAAAUAAUGGGGUGCAAAGGAGCAAAAUAAAUAAAUAAAUAAAAAUUAAAUACAGUUGGGAAAGAGGUAGUUGUUUGGGCUAAAUUAUAGGUGGGCUAUGUACAGGUGCAGUAAUCUGUGAGCUGCUCUGACAGUUGGUGCUUAAAGCUAGUGAGGGAGAUAAGUGUUUCCAGUUUCAGAGAUUUUUGUAGUUCGUUCCAGUCAUUGGCAGCAGAGAACUGGAAGGAGAGGCGGCCAAAGAAAGAAUUGGUCUUGGGGGUGACUAGAGAGAUAUACCUGCUGGAGCGUGUGCUACAGGUGGGAGAUGCUAUGGUGACCAGCGAGCUGAGAUAAGGGGGGACUUUACCUAGCAGGGUCUUGUAGAUGACAUGGAGCCAGUGGGUUUGGCGACGAGUAUGAAGCGAGGGCCAGCCAACGAGAGCGUACAGGUCGCAAUGGUGGGUAGUAUAUGGGGCUUUGGUGAUAAAACGGAUUGCACUGUGAUAGACUGCAUCCAAUUUGUUGAGUAGGGUAUUGGAGGCUAUUUUGUAAAUGACAUCGCCAAAGUCGAGGAUUGGUAGGAUGGUCAGUUUUACAAGGGUAUGUUUGGCAGCAUGAGUGAAGGAUGCUUUAUAGAAAUAUAGAAAUCAUAUCUUGUAUCUGUAAAGAAAAAAAUGCAUUGCACUAAUCAAAUGCCAUUUAAAAGAUGGUGCAUGACAAUCAACUUACUGUUUCAACAACCUUUUCUGUUUAUCGUUGUUCCUUCCUUGCUACUGAAGGGGACACAACUAAUGAUGUGUAUAAGAACCUUUUGUUUGAGUGUAAUUUUUACAAAUCAAAACCGACCAGUUUCUCUCAGCAUGAUAAAUGUUCAGGAUAUAUGCGUUCACUUUAUUAUUCUGAUUGAGUAAGCAACCCCGUUCAACUCUGAAAAUGUUUCACGUCAACUUUAUUUUUUACCAAUGUAGAUGGAAUUAUUUAUUCUGUAAAUGUUGUAUUAUAUGUCACACAUUCUAUGUUAUUUUGUGCCUUCGGUGUUGUGCAGGUGAACAUGUAUUAAAUGUAAAUAAAGAAUUGCAAUACUGCAAACUUUGAA
This is a messenger RNA of Oncorhynchus kisutch (coho salmon), 4968 nucleotides long. Its product is annotated as SLIT and NTRK-like protein 6. Lineage: Eukaryota; Metazoa; Chordata; Actinopteri; Salmoniformes; Salmonidae. The record is from RefSeq and is a predicted model, not a curated record. Gene Ontology annotation, molecular function: protein binding. Bases 407 to 3019 code for a protein of 870 amino acids. The transcript has 2 exons. Gene Ontology annotation, biological process: positive regulation of synapse assembly; axonogenesis.